AUUAAUUUACUGCAAAAACAAUCCUCCCUCUCCUCCAAGCCGAGCGCAGCAUGAUAUUUUAAUGAAAAAGGAAGAACGGAGACGUUGCAUUGAUCGCCUGAAAAGCAUUUGGAGCAUUAUUGGCAAACGUCAGUUCGUUCUGAUCACCAUGGCGACGUCGUUUUUUCAGUCUUACUUGGUAUAUGGGAUAAUUUUGAUGCCAUCUUGUAUAAUAAUCACGUUUCCUGAGAUUGAGAAUAUUGUUCCUGGAAAAAUAUUCCUCAUAUCGACCAUUGGACAAGUAGCAGGUGUUGCAGUGGCCGGCAAAUUGCUUGAUCGAUUUAAGACCUUCAAGAAAGCAGUUUUAUUAAGUGUAAUUAUCAUGAUACUCUCAUGUGUUGGACUGUUCUUUGCACAUUCUCGUCGUAAAAUGACUCUUCUUUAUAUAUUAUACACAACAAUUAACACAGCAGGUGGAGUGUAUUUACCUUCCGCUAUUGAAUUAUUAGUUGAAACUACUUAUCCAGCUAACAAAUUGCUUCUGAUGUCACUAUAUACGUCGAUUUCGAAUACCUUCAUUGUUAUUUUCACGUCCAUUACCAGACUGUUGAUGACAAAACGUGGAGUUCCAACUGCUACUUUAGCGACAGUUGGCUUUCUCGUGGUUUCGAUGGUUGCCAUAUUGAUGGUUAAACCAGAUUAUAAAAGACAUAAGACUGAUUUAAAUACUACUGCAUUAAACAGCAAACGGCAAAACAAGGAAUUGUACAAAAUUCAUGAUACACGUUCCAUAGGAACGAAUGCAGAAUUAUUGGAAUAAUUCAUAAUCAUUUCCAUAAAUAGAAACUCAACAAAAACUGAAAGAGUUGUUCUUUUUAAUUUAUUAAUUUGAAAAAUAUAUACGAGAAAUCAUAAUCGGAAAUAGUGGCGACUAAGUAGGCAACUAUCACUUGAACCAUGAGGACGAGGUAGAUGAAUUUGAUAUUCCCAUUUUACUACCAAGUUUUUCAAGACUGACCUUUAUUGUCAUUUUUAUUGUAAUAACUUUACAUGUAGUCUUCUUCGUGCUAUUUCUAUAGAGUAUUACUUUGCUUUCAACUAUGAACCAUCUUGUACAACAGAGCGUGAUUUAUUUCGGUAGUUGCAUGCUUUCGGAAAAAUAUAGACUGGUAAUAACAAAACUCUCACAGGGCUUCAAAAUAUCAA
Molecule: messenger RNA, 1185 nt
Organism: Styela clava
Lineage: Eukaryota; Metazoa; Chordata; Ascidiacea; Stolidobranchia; Styelidae
Product: choline/ethanolamine transporter FLVCR2-like
Biological process (GO): heme export; transmembrane transport
Cellular component (GO): membrane
Molecular function (GO): heme binding; heme transmembrane transporter activity
Source: RefSeq, a predicted model, not a curated record